This is a messenger RNA of Penicillium digitatum Pd1, 507 nucleotides long. The record is from RefSeq and is a predicted model, not a curated record. NCBI's taxonomy places the organism in Eukaryota, Fungi, Ascomycota, Eurotiomycetes, Eurotiales, Aspergillaceae.
AUGCAGCAUCUGCAACCCUCCACCCCUCCCCAGGUCAUUCGUCUAGCCAUCGCCAAGUUCUCCCAUACCACCACUGCUAUUGAUCAUGUCGGUCCACUGACCUGGAAUCAUGUCCCAGGAAAGGUAGACCUUGUUUGUAUCUUUGAGAAGUUCCUCAAUCUCGAGUCGGUGCCAUCGAAAAUGAUUCAGAAAGUGGUUCGAGGUGAUAGCAUCCUGAUUCGCCGUUUUCAGAUCAAGUUUACUACAGAGCGUGAAUACUUCGCGGCCUUGACUCUUCUGGGCGAAAUCAACUGUCCAUUGACAGAAGGCAAGAUACCAGUUCCAGCCCUACAACGAUUUCCUUCGGCCUCGUCAUGGACGUCCGGACAGCCAUCUUCAGUUGCUACUAGGGCUAUAAACACGGCGGCAACUCCAUUUGGCAACAACGGAGUCCACUUUUACCCCGCAGGAGCGUUAGGGUCUGGAAGGACAAGGAUCUCACACUUUUAUUUUUGUAGCACCAAUUAG